This is a messenger RNA of Rhizopus microsporus ATCC 52813, 1157 nucleotides long. Its product is annotated as Metallo-dependent hydrolase. The record is from RefSeq and is a predicted model, not a curated record. Lineage: Eukaryota; Fungi; Mucoromycota; Mucoromycetes; Mucorales; Rhizopodaceae. The transcript has 2 exons. Gene Ontology annotation, molecular function: hydrolase activity, acting on ester bonds. Bases 13 to 1047 code for a protein of 344 amino acids.
AUUUAGUCAAGUAUGAGUGAAGAAGACAUAGAUUUUAGUCAACAUGGUGUGCCCAAGACGGAUGAACCAUUUGAUGAGAGCCUUUUCCCAUAUGUAUGCGAUGCUCACUGUCAUCCACACGAUGAUAUUGCCAAUAUAUCCAUGAUUCGUCAAUUACAGACAGGUCAUAUUACCAUCAUGGGCGUCAGACAAGAUGAUUGGGAUGUGGUGUCCAAAGUAGCAGCAGAAUGUAAUAACGAGCGAGCAAAUGCGUGUAUUCCUUCAUUUGGCAUUCACCCAUGGUUUUGUUAUAGAUUGAUGAUUGAAGAAAAGCCAGCAAAGGAGCAUUACAAGAGUGUUCUCACGUGCCCUCAUGAAGAUGAACUAGAACAAAUGAUACAUGAUUUGAAAGAUCCAUUUCCAUAUGAGAUGUGGUAUCAAAAUUUACGACAAAGGCUACUUGAUCAUCCAAACGCGAUUGUUGGAGAAAUCGGACUUGACAGGGCAGCCAAGUUGCUACCUGGAGGUGCGAUUGAAUGGCACGGAGUCAAGCCAACGAAUGUUCAAUGCUCCAUUGAGCAUCAGUUGAGAAUAUUUGAAAUUCAGAGUAAUUUGGCACGAGAGCUCGAUCGAGGUAUAAGCGCUCAUUGUGUGCAAGGCCAAGGUCACCUAUACAACUAUCUUAAAGAACAGUCUGGACAGUACAGUAACAGAAAGCUAAAAAAGCUCAAUAAGCCCUUCUCUCCUCUUCGCCUCUGUUUACACUCUUAUGGCGGAUCACCAGCGACUAUCCAUCAAUUUAUGCAGCUCAAUGGAUUCAAGAUCUAUAUAUCGUUCUCAGCCGUCAUUAAUGCUAGACUAUUGCCGACAGAAAAGUUUAUUGAAUUGAUCAAGGCAGUACCUGAGGAUAGACUGUUGAUAGAAUCUGAUCUUAAUUCGCCUAAAGGCUUAGACACUUGUAUGAUAGAAAUCAUUAAAAUAAUAGCACAAACGCGUCAGUGGUCUGUGCAAAAAGUGGUGCAAGUGACACAGAAAAACUGGCAAGAGUUUGUUGGAUUGUAUAAAUAAAAAAGCUUUAUGAUAAGGAUGUAUAGACUAUAAAUCAAGUGUGUUUGAAAGUGGGAGAUACAAUAAAGCCUCGCUCUUUCUCCUCUUCUCUCCUUUUUUAAAAUAUGUUU